AUGUCAAAGAGAUCCGCUGAAGAUUCUAUUACCAGUCUGAACGGCCACUCCGCCGCCAAGACGUCUGCUUCGGACUUGCCACCAACGACCAGUGUCGCAGACACUGGUGAUGACGUUGAGAUGGGCGAGUUUGAAGAUCCAUACGGAGACGAUUUUGAAUCAGAUGGAGAAAUUAUUGAACUUGAUUCAGCAGAUGAAGAUGAUGAGUCCGAACCUCAAGGAAUUGAGCAACUUGAAGCAAAGGAACGCCAACAAGAAGAACCACAAGAGACAAUCUACCUCCCUCACAAAUCAAAGCCUUUGGGACCAGACGAAGUGUUGGAAGCAGAUCCGUCAGUUUACGAAAUGCUUCACAAUGUAAACUUACCUUGGCCAUGUUUAACUGUCGAUAUUCUCCCAGACAGUCUUGGAAACGAGAGAAGAACAUACCCUGCAUCAUUAUAUGUCACAACGGCGACACAAGCAUCCAAGAACAAAGACAACGAAUUGAUAACCAUGAAGUUGUCGUCUUUAGCCAAGACCCUUGUGAAGGACGACGAUGACGUAGACGAAGAAGAAGAAGACUCAGACAAUGAAGAUGUCGACCCUAUAAUGGAAUCAGAAACCAUUCCUUUAAAAUACACCACCAAUAGAGUCAGAGUAUCACCUCAUGCCCAACAAACUGGAGAGUACCUAACCGCAACUAUGAGUGAAAAUGGAGAAGUCUACAUUUACGACUUGCUGUCCCAAUACAAGGCAUUCGACACUCCAGGCUUUAUGAUCCCUAAGACCGCCAAGAGACCUACUCAUACCAUUAGAAACCAUGGAAAUGUUGAAGGGUACGGUUUGGACUGGUCCCCACUCAUAAACACUGGUUCCUUACUUACCGGUGACUGCACUGGUCGUGUUCACCUCACCACCAGAACCACCUCUUCAUGGUCCACUGAUAAGACCCCAUUUUUUGCAUCUCAAGCCUCCAUUGAAGACAUUCAGUGGUCAACCGCUGAACAGACAGUUUUUGCUACCGCCGGAACGGAUGGUUACGUCAGAAUCUGGGAUACUAGAUCUAAAAAGCAUAAGCCAGCUAUUUCUGUUGUGGCAUCUCAAAGCGAUGUGAACGUCAUCUCUUGGUGUGACAAGAUCAACUACUUGUUGGCAUCUGGUCACGACGAUGGUACCUGGGGUGUAUGGGAUUUGAGAAAUUUCAACGGGAAGGAAAAGCCAACCCCAGUAGCCCACUACGAUUUCCACAAGCUGCCUGUCACUUCGAUCUCAUUUAACCCACACGAUGAAUCCAUCGUGGCAGUAUCAUCCGAGGACAAUACUGUUACCCUUUGGGAUUUGGCAGUUGAAGCGGACGACGAAGAAAUUUCUCAACAAAGAAGAGAAGCUCAAGAGUUGCAUGAUAUACCACCCCAAUUACUUUUUGUCCACUGGCAAAGAGACGUCAAGGAUGUUAGAUGGCACAAGCAAAUCCCAGGUUGUUUGGUAUCCACUGGUGGUGAUGGGUUAAAUAUUUGGAAGACAAUUUCUGUAUAA
Dujonia railenensis is the source of this 1518-nucleotide messenger RNA. The record is from the annotation of a GenBank genome assembly. NCBI's taxonomy places the organism in Eukaryota, Fungi, Ascomycota, Pichiomycetes, Serinales, Debaryomycetaceae.